UAGUUUAUCAUCUUUGUUUUCUUUAAAUCAGUUCCUAAAAUAUUGAAAAAAUUAAUAAUAAUAUGGACAUUGCUUUGGAUAGUAUUCCGGCCACUUUGAGUGAAAUACCGGCCAUCUUUUUUCUGACCACCUUUUGUGAUGCAACGGAUAGAAAAUUUCAAAACGUCAAACGGAAAGAGUUUAAUACGUUCAUAUGGCCCACAAGUCCAGAGAUCUUCCGUGUAAUUUGUCCUGAAGACCUAAAGAGUAGCAUCUCAAAUUUACGCGCUGAUUCCCGUAGCAAUUUGCACUUCCUGAACUCUUCCAAUGACUUUUUCACAUCAUCUUUUUCAUAGAAGCGAUGGUUUUUUUCUCUGGACAUUGUAGAAUUCAGAAAUUGAAAAAAACAUAAAAUGAAUAAGAAAUUUAGGAAAGCAAAAAUGUUGCCGGAAUAGGCAACAUUACCUCACCGGAGAGACGCUCACAAAGUAUAUACUUUUUUACGCGAAAUACAGGAUCCAGCUUGGAAAAUUGACCCGAAAUUUAAAGAUUGAUUCACUCUUAACAUAAACAGAAAGAAUCUUUAAUGAAAACUAAUCAAUUUUCAUGAAAAACACCGAAGGAAAACCUUUUGCACUUCACCACAAAUCACAAGUGAUCCGUCACAUUUUUUGUAAGACUCUUUCCACACUGAGUUUCUACAACACAAUUUAAAUUCAAAUUAUACCUAAAAUUUAACGGUCUUUGUGUAAUUACAUCUUAAAACGAAUAAAUAUUUAAAAGCAAAAUGAAUUCAUUGACUAUUCGAAGAUUACAUACAUAUUUUUAAUUAAUUUAUUUACUUGGCCGAAAUUACACUCAAAGUGGCCGAAAUUAGAAGCUGGCCGAAAUUUGGUACACUUACCCUAUGUAGAAAGAAAAGUAUUGAAAUUUCUUAGAUAAAAUUUAAUAAAUUUAUAAAAUUAGCAUUUUAAAGAUAUUUACUGAAAAAUAAUUAUGGAAAAGGUCUUUUAUUUUCAUUAUUAUUAUUAUUAUUAACAGUGUUGAGGCCUAAAAUUAAGUUAGGCUUUCCCAGAAACGGGCCACGUUUAUUUAGACUUCGUCACUUUUUAGAUCAGGAAAAUUUCAUGAAGUCGAAAUUCAAAUCUCUUUCUUUCUCACACGUCUUGUAUGUGUCUAUCCCGUUCUUUUGCACUCCAAAUUCGAAUGAGAUGAAUUUGUUGUGAUGUUUAAAAGAAGAAGAAGAAGAGUGCGAAAGAAUGAGAUAGACAUAUACAAAGCAUGUGAGAAAAACAGGGAUUCGAAUUUCGAUUUCAUGAAAUUUUCCUCAUCUAAAAGGUGUGCCGGAUCCACCAAGUUGAGCACUGAUCAAAUUUGAUUUUUUUUUCUGAACAUGUUUAUAUUUUAUUUUUCACUGCUUAAUAAGUACACUGUCCUUUUAAUAUAGUUCAAAAGCUGUCCUUUAUCUUACUGUGUUAUCACACUUGCACAUUAAAAUUUUAAUAUGAUUCAGAUUAAUUGUCGCUGGUAAGAGCCCAAAUGUGUAAUUUGUGUGUUUGAAUCAUUUUAUAUUUAAAAUUUGAUCUAUUUGUUGAUAAAAAGGUAGACUUGGCCCGCAAAAUUUGAUAUAAAUUGAUUUAUAGCAUUAAUGCGAAAAAUUAAUGCGUUUUUCUCUUUAAUUUUUUAAUGUGAAAAAUAUUUAUGGUUUAGGUAAAUUUAAACUAAUUUUUGCAGGCCAAGUCCACUUCUUUAUUAAUAAAUAGAAAAACCCCAAAUAUUAAGUGACUCAAAGAAGCAGAUAACAUAUUUGGACGCUCACAAGCGACAAUUAAUGUGAAUCACAUUAAAAUUUUAAUGUGCAAGUAUGACUGACGUAGAUAUUUAAUGUCAAAAUAACGUAAUUUUGAGGUAAUACCGAGGCUAUACCACAAAAGAACCUCAAGUAACUUCUGUGACGUGAAAAUUACGUUUUAUUACCUAAUUUGAAUACUACAAUCAAAUUCUAUAGUCUAUAAAAUUCAAUAGUGAUAACGCCGUUAGAACUGAAUGAUCAAACUCAUUGACUAUUUAUAAGAGAAAACCAGAUUGUAUUUUCACAAUAAAACUCCCACUUUGGAAUUUUCAGAAUUAUCAUAAAACAUUUUUCCAGCAAGUUUUGCAAAUGUAUUGAAAGAAUAAAUAGUAUAAAUAAAGAAAAUCCAGCCAGAAGGAAAAUUGAAAUUCUAUUAUUAUUUCAUCAUAAUCAUAAAUUUUAUCCCCUGAUUGUGACUCAUUUGAAUUUUUUGCUCUGCAUGUGUAUGAUGAAUUUUAUUUCUAACAAAAAAAAAUUUAUAUCUCAGAUGAUGUAUUUAAAUUAAUUGAGCUCUCGAUGUACGUAAUAAUUACGCUGCUGCCGCAUUAAAAUGCUCUGUUGCACUGAUCGCACAAGCUAGUAAAACAAAGAAGGUUCCAAAGCAUAAGGCAUAAUACACCACAUAAAGUACUACAACCAUUUGCCACGAGGGAAUAUCGUGUCAGUUAUUCAAAAGCUUCCGAUCCGUGAAGAGUUUUGACUGAUGGUCACUCUAUUUUUCUUUUUUUUUUUGAUAAAUUAAAGUGGUUUUAGUUGUGCUUUGCAAAUAUUGCUCUGAUUCUUUUGGAUUCGGAAGAUUGUGGGGCCAGAGUGAUUUAAAAGUGCAAUAGAAUUAGUUUAAAGUAAUGUACUACAAUAAGAGAUUGCAUCCAAGACAGGCAAGACGUGUUGAGAUUGCAUACAUUUCUGAUGAUUGUGAAGUGCACUCGGGAGGAUCUAGACUUUCCCUGGAUCAAAUCUCACGCAAAUCCUCAACUCCUACACGUGAGAUUCCAGCACGCAAAGUUAUCACGGUGGUGGAUGAAGAUCCCACCAGAGAUCAUAGAUUCGAUGCGCUAUUCUGUGGCACAGAUCGAUUAAAUUAUGCCCAUGAGAAAUUCACAAAAUCCACAAACAGUCAGCAGAAUGGUCAGGAGGGAAGUGGGAUGAAGGUGCAGAGUCAGACAGAGAGUCACCAAAAUGGAAAUGGCGUUCCUAGCCAGGAAAGUGAAGAUCCUCUUCAAGCGAACGAAGCUCGCCCCAAAUUUGUCGCUGUCACCAGUCUCGAAGAUGUCCAAGCUGUACGAUGUGCAGAAUUUCAUCCCAGUGGGAGCGUUUAUGCCGUUGGCUCAAAUUCCAAGACAUUCCGGAUUUGUGAAUAUCCAAUAUUGGCAAACAUUAGGGAAGAACACACAACAUACCAGCCCCAGGUGGUGUUCAAGAGAACAAAGCACCACAAGGGAUCCAUCUACUGCAUGGCAUGGUCACCGCAGGGUGAUCUCGUGGCCACGGGCUCCAAUGACAAGACUGUGAAGCUGAUGCGGUACAAUGAAGUGCAGAGGCAGCUGGAGGGACGAGAAGUGGAGCUGACGAUGCACGAUGGCACCGUGAGGGAUCUCUGCUUCAUUGAGGACAGCACCAACAAGGCUAGUCUGCUCAUCAGUGCUGGAGCUGGAGAUUGCAAGAUCUACGUCACGGACUGCAUGACUUCGACACCCUUCCAGGCCCUCAGCGGGCACGGGGGGCACGUGUUGUCCCUCUACAAUUGGGGUGGUGCUAUGUUCGUUUCCGGAUCACAGGAUAAAACCGUGAGGUUCUGGGAUCUGAGGACGAGGGGAUGUGUAAAUAUGGUGACGCCAGCAACAGUUCCGGGCUCUAGGCAGGGAUCCCCAGUGGCAGCGGUUUGUGUGGAUCCAUCUGGACGUUUGUUGGUGUCCGGACAUGAGGACAGUUCUUGUGUUUUGUACGAUAUUCGGGGCAAUCGGCCAAUUCAGUGCUUCAAGCCACAUGCAGCAGAUAUCAGAUCCAUAAGAUUCUCCCCAUCUGCCUAUUACUUGCUCACUGGUGGGUAUGACAAUAAGCUGGUGCUGACGGAUCUCCAGGGUGAUCUGACGAUGCCCCUGCCGUCAGUUGUGGUGGCACAGCACACGGACAAGGUGAUUUCUGGCCGGUGGCAUCCCACUGACUUUUCCUUCUUGUCCACGUCCGCCGACAAGACGGCAACCCUGUGGGCAUUGCCGCCAAUUUAAGAGCGAGAAACGUGCUAAUCAACUUUCGCAGUGGCAAAUGCAUAUAGAGUUUUAAUCGAUUGCUAAAGGUGCAUUAACAUUUUUAAUUACAAUUUUCUUAGCCUCUUGUUCUUUACCCCAAAGGCCCCCUGUCCCUCUCCUUGUUGAUUUCACGGCGUUACUAUUUUGUAAUUUAUUAAUUUACAUUACUUGUUUAUGUUUUUUUUUUUCAACAAUUUCAUUCACUCUCUGUGUACGGUGGACUGGAAAAUUGCCUUUUUUUACAUUAUCAUCAUCGCUAAUUUAUUAAAACAAAAAUUAUUACACCACAGCCCCUUUUUUUAAAAAAUACUUGUGGGCAUUUUUUUUAUUGCUAAUGCAUUUUAUGAGUCUCAAGAAGAUGGUACACAGAGAGGAACUAAUGGAUAAUUUAUUAAUCUUUUUUUUUCGAAGAAAAUGCAACAUUUUUUCUACUGUUUUUAUCUUCUUCUUCUAAGUGCAAGAAACUCAAACUUGCUCAAAGUGAAGAGUAAAAAAAAGGAAAUCAAAUUAAAAAUAAUAAAAAUUGAAUUAAAAAAAAAUGAAGAGAUACUAUAACUAUUAAUUAUUGACUAUUGAACCCUUUCUUAUUAAUCAUUGAAAUGGAAGGUGAAAAGAUGAUGUACUAUUGAUGCAAAAAAAAUAAUGUGUUGUAGUUUUUAAUAUUUAAAACAGAGAACAAAAAGAAAAAAAUAGUGAAAAACACAAGAACAAUACACACUUUUAAUAAAGAAAAAUUUUGACUCGAUACGAGACAAAAAUAAGCUUCUGUUUGAUGAAAAUCUGUUGCAAAGAAUUGUGUUGACAGAUUUUUGUGGAAAAAUCUGAGAUGGUUCAUUUUAUAAAAGCAUUGUAAUAAUGACAAUUUAUACGUACUAAUGGUAUUUGUCGAUGUAUUUUUCCAAACACACUCACCCAAAAAAAAAAAACACACAAUAAAAGCAGAAAGAUUUACUACUAAAAAAAA
Phlebotomus papatasi is the source of this 5044-nucleotide messenger RNA. Its product is annotated as WD repeat-containing protein 47. The record is from RefSeq and is a predicted model, not a curated record. The transcript is spliced from 6 exons. Lineage: Eukaryota; Metazoa; Arthropoda; Insecta; Diptera; Psychodidae. Bases 2677 to 4059 code for a protein of 460 amino acids. Gene Ontology annotation, molecular function: protein binding.